AGUGUCCGACGGUUUCAGUUUAAAUUUUGGUUAGUUGGUUGUGUAAAUCUAUUAUGAGCCCAUUUACUUGCCCGCCAAAUGAUAAACGUUUUCCUUAAAAUCAACUGCGCGGACGCGACGCUUAUUAACAAUGAUCUGCCCGUUGCAUAUUGAUGCUCCUCUGACAUCAAAGCUCCUACAUCGCCCCACUUUUCCAAAGGCCUCAGGAUUUCUGAUUUCCAAUAAAUGAUGACUAGAAUAGCCCCCCAAUUUUGACUGCGCCGUGGUUUGCAUCGCCCACUGACCACAAAUAGAAGCUGCCUCCAUGUGAGAAAUAUCUGUUGCUUGGAUGGCGUGUCCCAAGCCCUGACAGCGGCACUCUAUCUCUGCAUAUAUAAGUGAUGCCCGAAUCUGGUCAGCGCUGGGACGCCUCCACGGAGGCACCUCGACCGUGUCGUCGCCGGGGGUCGAUUCCGCCGCAGCGUCUGACGUCAGCGGGCAGACCUCUGAGCUGGCCGGCUUCAGUUGCCAUUGGCUGUCGCAGCCCGCGCUCCGGCCGAAGCUCCGAGCUUCCAAGAGCGGCGGCUGCUGCCGCCAGUCCGGCGCCAGUAGGCCCCGCCCCGCCGCCGCUGGUUGGUCGCCUGGAGCCCGGUCUGGACGGUGAUUGGUGCUCGGUGGCCAGGUCGCUCGGCUGGCCGGCAGACGGUGGCUGGGAGAGCUCGUCUGCUGACCUCUCCCGCUCGUCCGCUGGCCGCUGCUCUCCGCUCCUCUUCUGACCGCUCCCCGGGGAAGGCAGGCCUGCCGAGCCGCCCACCAGCCAGCCAGUGCCAGCCAAAACCAGCAGCAUGUUCCGGAACCAGAUAGAUACUCUCACCAACAUCUACCAGGGGCUCAAGUUCAAGUACGAAGAAACCGUCAAACCACAAGAAAAUUACGAGGAAUUUGAACUGGGGCCAAACGGGGAGCGGAUUCCUGUUAAUCAUGACAAGCCAAAAGUACGCAAGGUCGACCAGUUCGUGGAACCCAACUGCCCAUGCCGACCAAACAUGUCAAAACGAUACACUCUGGCGUGGCUGGCUUCUAUUGGCUUCCUCAUAUCGUUCGGAAUCCGGUGCAACUUGGGCGUGGCCAUGGGAAAGAUGACAUCAAACGAAACAAUAACAGGUUUACCCGAUGUCGAUUGGGGCACGGGACAGCAGGGCGUCGUGGAUAGUGCGUUCUUCUGGGGUUAUCUGGUCACACAAAUCCCCGGAGGCUUCCUGGCGUCGAAAUGGCCACCGAACAGGGUGUUUGGAACCGCCAUUGCGAUGUCUGGCCUGCUCAACUUCUUUCUUCCCUCGGCUGCUAUGGCCGGCUCCGGCAUCUUCAUCGUUCUCAGGAUACUGCAGGGCUUGGUGGAGGGAGUGACCUACCCGGCCUGCCACGGCAUGUGGCGCAACUGGGCGCCGCCCCUGGAGCGCUCCCGCCUGGCCACGCUGGCCUUCUGCGGCUCGUAUGCCGGAGCUGUGUUCGGAAUGCCCAUAUCGGCCCUGCUCACGGACAACAUAAGUUGGCCGGCGCCAUUCUACUUCUACGGUUUUGUGGCGCUGGUCUGGUACGUCUUCUGGCUGUGGCUGUCCUUCGAGAAGCCAGCAAUCCACCCGAACAUCAGCGAGCGCGAGCUGAGCUUCAUCGAGGACAGUCUGGCCGGCCAGAAGGGUCAGAGCAUCCCCACGCUGUCUACCACGCCGUGGAUGGCCUUCUUCACGUCGAUGCCGCUGUGGGCGAUCCUGGUGGCCAACAUCGCCCGGUCCUGGACGUUCUACUUGCUCAUCCUGCUGCAGGUCCGCUACUUCGAGGAGGUGUUCCACUAUGACACCAGCGAGUCAGGCAUAUUAUCAGCAUUGCCCCACCUGCUGAUGACCCUGGUGGUACCCAUCGGCGGCCAACUGGCCGACUACCUGCGACGCAACAACCUGCUCUCCACCACGAACGUGCGCAAGCUGUUCAACUGCGGCGGGUUCGGCAUGGAGGGCACCUUCCUGCUGGUGGUAGCCUACUCGACUACGUCCACAGGAGCCACCGUGGCGCUCAUGCUGGCCGUCGGAUUCUCCGGAUUCGCUAUCUCAGGAUUCAACGUGAACCACCUGGAUAUUGCUCCACGGUACGCCAGUAUCCUGAUGGGUAUCACUAACGGCUGCGGCACCCUGUCCGGCCUCAUCUGCCCCAUCGUCACCUCCAACAUGACAAUGCAUAAGUCCAGAGAAGAAUGGCAGAAGGUGUUCAUCGUGGCCGGUGUCAUUCACUUCAUCGGCAUCAUAUUCUACGGACUCUUCGCUUCAGGAGAGCUGCAGCCCUGGGCGGUUCCACCCGAUGAAGCGGCACAUACUCAGCUGGGACAGGAGGAGCAGCUCGACAAAAAACCGCCCAUGGAGCCAAACGGGCAUCCUGCUGGGUCCGGUCGGGUCAUCACCUAUGGAGCUCUGGACGGUCAGGGCCAGGACGGCUCGGCCCCAGAGUUUGCGGCCGAUUUCAGUCACACGGCUCCAGCCGAGUACCCCCAGCCCGCUGCGCCCAUACCGGCCACCAAUCCGUACAACCAACAGGCUCAAUACAUCCAACAGACUGCAUAUGCUCAGGGAGCGAUGACCGCCCCGGGUCAGUUCGAGCAGCCCCAGGCGCCGGUGUUCAGCGCCAACCCCACCAACCCCUUCGCGAGCGGCGCUCCGCCGGCCGCCGACUACACCGGCCAGAGCUUCAGAUGAGCAUAACAAGCCUCUGCUCCGGUCAUAGGACAUCGGACUCAAAAUCGGCGGACGAGCACUGCCUCUCUGACAGUCGACACAGCGUUAGUUGCGCCGUGGUGGCUCCAGUUGGUCUGGGUACGGUUCGCUCGCUGUAGGCUCCUAGUAAAUACAUAGGGAAAAUGUGCAGGGACGCUGCGGGACGGGAUUAAACAGUGCUCUCUGCAGACAGCCAUACGACCCAGCAGCGACAGUGCAGCUGCGAAACAACAGCUUAGGCUCCGUCGUCUUCGGUAGUGCUGUGUCGCGGAUUGGCUCCUGCUAGAGCCCUCAAAUCCACUGCAGGCAAAUCCAAAGAGCUUCCAGUUGUUCGUAUAUUCAUAAAUACCGCAGCAUGAGGCAAAACGUCUUCUCUUUUUUUAAUGGCACCCGAAACUGUCGUGAACAUAGAAGCGGUUAAUUUGUCUAUGAUCAUUCAUUUGAUUAAACGUUUUUUUUACGAUUUGCGAUAAUAUUUUGCGGUUUAUCAUUUUCGCUCAUCAUUUACCCGCUUUAUGACUUUGAUGUGGUAUUUUCUGUGAACGUUUCUAUGACUUUUAUAUGGAACUGAGAUCGGCAGCUUACCAAAGCAUGCUAUGCCCAAUUUGUGUCAACCUAUAUAGUCAUUUUUGUUUUUUUCUUUUAAGUAAUCAUUGAUUUUGAAAAGUAGCCUUCAUCUGCGCUUUUUUAUCUUUGAAUACCUACCAUUUUAUUUCAGUAUCUGCAGGGAUGAAACUGAAACUAAUUGUCUUUCUCAGUAAGAAUAGGUGGUAGGGUGAAAAAUCUCAAGACUUCCCUCUGUAUGAUCCGAUAUUCCUUUUGUAGAAAAAUGUUGCGUUUAAAAUAUCUGUAAGAUGUUUAAAGUUGAGCGUCUGAAGCCUCUGUGAUAGUGGUUUUCACGUUUAAAGCAUGUGCUUGCAGGAUUGUAACGUUUGGUGUGAUGUGUACCAGGUAAAUGCAUCUUUGUUUAGUUUAGUUUUUUUUUCAUUACGCAAAUGAUUCACUAUAACAAAUGCUGUUAGUCAUUACAUCAGCUUAUAUUUGAACCAAACAAAAUGUUUUCUUUUUUAAUUUUCUUUUAGCCAGUUUCGGCAUUCUUUCAUUUUUUAGAGGAUGUGUGAUAACAUGGUUCUUAAGAACUAAGACAUGUAACGCUGAAUAUUUAUGAGUGAGUGGCGAACACGUGCGCGCGUAGAGCAAGUAAAUGUGUUCGUGUGUGCGCGUUUGCAUUGAAGAGUUGCAUGUGCGCGAUGUGCUUACACUGUUGAUUUUCAAGUUGAUGAUCUAAGCGAUGAUGCUGGGGAGAAGGCGAUGAUGAAAAACAUUCAGGAUCAUUCCUGCAAUGUUGCCCUACUACGAAACUCGGUCGAAUUGUCUUGAUGACACUGUUAUUGUUGAUGCGCUCGCCGCAUUCGUAUCAUUGUGAACAUGCUAUCGUGUGUGCAAGGGUAUGGAGAAAAUGAACUUCUGUUAUCAACUUCUGUUGAUUGUAUGAAAAAUCAACAAGUACUUUGCAUACAGGUAAUUGUGUGAUGCGUUUCUGAAAGAGUCACUUUGUUUGACUAUAGUUGUAGGCUUAGUAAGAGUACUCGGUGUGUGUUUCUUUGUCUCGCUGUGGUGUUCAACAGACAUUUUAUGAAUGAGCGUGGGUUUACGACGUCUUCAUGUGUCUCAGUGUUAAAAUUAAAGUGUUAUUCACUGGUUGCUAGAUCAUCUGAACAUUUUCUAAAUGUAUAGAUGUUAUACAGUGUUUUGUUGGGCUAUCAGGCAACGGACUGCUUUAUAGACUUAAUACGGAACAUAUUCUUUCGUAAGCAGAAACUACGGCAGAUAGCAUCAGGCCCGUAGUGGUGCGCUGUAGGGUGUGCUCUAUAUAUAGGUAAAUGUUUUCAAGAAGUUUGAAAGUGAAUCUGGCAUCUGCAGAUGCCAGCAUCAUGACACAUGUGUGCGAAAUCAACAUCUCUGGUCACGUGUGAGUAAGCCUUCAGCAAACUGCGUCCGGUGUUUGGAAGAUGUUAUUGGGAAACGCACUGCCCGUCCUAGGUCUUAUGUUAGCCAGUCAUAAGUGUCCAGCCUCCAACUCUAAUCAAUCGCUUUCACCGGUGCUUUAGAUACAUUCUAAUCAGCUCCCCACUGAAUCAACUAAUCGACUCAAAUGCCGUCGCAUAGGUAGCCACUAAUCGUCUGUGUAUAACCUCGCCUUACCUGUGUCCUCUCUCUACCCCUUCUCUUCCUUCCUCUCGCUGUCUUAUUCGCUCUGUGUGUGUGCGUGUUUGCAGUUGUCCUUUCCUUAGACCGUCUGUAUCAAUGUCUACGGAAGCAAUAACAGUGUUCGGUGUCGCCUCCUCAGCCAGCCCAUACCGGUUACCCUGGUGAGGGGCGGGUCACUCGACCUGACACCACUCAAACCCACAGUUGAUAAGUGAUGUGGUAAGUGGGGCCGGAGGUCACCGCCGGCCCCAGAACGCAGUCUGCCAGCGUGUGUUCCGAAAACUGUCAGCACAACAGGCGCUAUGUGUCCUCUAGUUGGCGUGGAAUGUAUAUGAAUACAUGUUGUGCAAUGGC
Molecule: messenger RNA, 5306 nt
Organism: Amphibalanus amphitrite
Lineage: Eukaryota; Metazoa; Arthropoda; Thecostraca; Balanomorpha; Balanidae
Product: vesicular glutamate transporter 1-like
Exons: 14
Coding region: 825-2723 (632 amino acids)
Biological process (GO): synaptic transmission, glutamatergic; transmembrane transport; monoatomic anion transport
Cellular component (GO): excitatory synapse; synaptic vesicle membrane
Molecular function (GO): neurotransmitter transmembrane transporter activity; L-glutamate transmembrane transporter activity
Source: RefSeq, a predicted model, not a curated record